Molecule: messenger RNA, 1322 nt
Organism: Sinocyclocheilus rhinocerous
Lineage: Eukaryota; Metazoa; Chordata; Actinopteri; Cypriniformes; Cyprinidae
Gene: cfl2
Product: cofilin 2 (muscle)
Exons: 4
Coding region: 1-507 (168 amino acids)
Biological process (GO): actin filament depolymerization
Cellular component (GO): actin cytoskeleton
Molecular function (GO): actin binding
Source: RefSeq, a predicted model, not a curated record
AUGAAUAAGGCCUCUGGUGUCACAGUCAGUGAUGAAGUCAUCAAAGUCUUCAAUGACAUGAAAGUACGGAAGUCCUCGUCCUCAGACGAGGUGAAAAAGCGCAAAAAGGCAGUGCUGUUCUGCCUCAGCGAUGACAAGAAGAAGAUCGUCGUAGAAGAGGGCAAGCAUAUCUUAGUCGGAGACAUUGGAGACACUGUCGAUGACCCCUACGCCUGCUUCGUGAAGCUCCUACCUCUCAACGACUGCAGAUACGGCUUAUACGAUGCCACUUAUGAAACUAAAGAGUCCAAGAAAGAAGACUUGGUAUUCAUAUUUUGGGCCCCUGAAGGUGCGCCGUUAAAAAGCAAGAUGAUUUAUGCUAGCUCGAAAGAUGCCAUUAAGAAGAAGUUUACAGGUAUCAAACACGAAUGGCAGGUUAAUGGUUUAGACGACAUUCAGGACCGCUCAACCCUGGCAGAGAAGUUGGGUGGAAAUGUGGUCGUAUCGCUGGAGGGGAGACCAUUGUAAACUCAACAGCCAUGUGCCAUCUGGAUUCCACACGCUUUCAUCUUAGCAGCUGUCUCUAUCAUUUGAUCCUGAAGGAAUAAUCCUAGUUUGUCUUUAUUUCCUUUUUUUGUUUGUUUUUUUUUUCCACACUAAGGAGAUCUCAUUAACAUAUGUAAGAAAAAAUCUACCAGCUGAAUGCUUGCUUACUUUUGCAGUUAGCUUUUAUACGUCCCCAAAGAACUUUCUGUCUCCCUCUUUGUGUUUUGCCAAACGACAGUAGAAAGCUCGGAUGAUCAGAUACUAAGAGUUGAUAUUGGCUGAGAUAUUCUAUUAUGCUGUAAGAGAACUAUAUGAGAAUGCUGUACGUUAAUGCCUCACAGCUAUGCGUUAACCGGUGACAAGCACUUUACACGUUUGAAACUAUUUAUUUGAACUCUUCUACCUAAUCUGGCUCAUUUGACAUGGCGAACACAUUAAGUCUAUGCAGAUAAACGGAGCACUUUUGGUUUUUACACUACCAGUUGAAGGAGGACUAUGGAAUUUGUGUGUGUGUCAGCCCGGAAUAGAAGUUACCACAGUUUUCAUUCCUGUUACGCAUAUGGACAUAAACAGAUGGGUUCUGAACUCUUCCACUGCAGCCUGUGAUUCAAACGCACCUCUGAACGUGAAGCCAAGCUGCUUGGAAUGAUUUUUCUUUUUUUAACACUACAUAAAAACACAAUAUUAUCUGUAAAGUUGGCAAUAUUUGCAUCUUGAAGUGAAACAUUGUUUUUGAGAUCGAGGAAGGUGCCACUCUGAAAUAAAAGCUUGUGGCAGAAUUCUUGGCUCAGUUAAAC